Messenger RNA from Hipposideros armiger (great roundleaf bat), 3277 nucleotides. It is a transcript of the gene HMGN4, whose product is annotated as high mobility group nucleosomal binding domain 4. The transcript has 2 exons. The coding region runs from base 1650 to 1922 and encodes 90 amino acids. Gene Ontology annotation, biological process: chromatin organization. The record is from RefSeq and is a predicted model, not a curated record. NCBI's taxonomy places the organism in Eukaryota, Metazoa, Chordata, Mammalia, Chiroptera, Hipposideridae. Gene Ontology annotation, molecular function: nucleosomal DNA binding. Gene Ontology annotation, cellular component: nucleus; chromatin.
CCCCGGUGGGUGGGUACCGGGUGCUCCUGCUGUGUGGCCCUGGUGGCGCCCACAGCGCCGGCCUCCUGCCUCCUGUCCCCGCGCUCUGAGUGCGCCGCGGGACGGCGGGGUCGGGUCAGGCCGAGGUCGCAGGUCCGCUGCGGGGCGUAGGUGGGGAAGUCGCGGCAGGCCGUCCCACCCUCGUUUCGAGGUGUCAGCUGUGAGUCACCCCCACGGAGGGGACACAGAGGGCCCAGUGUCCGUUCCUCCACUGUGGUCGUCUGCUCUCCCCGUCAGAAAGACAGAAAGAGCCCAAAGUUAAGAAAUGGACCAGCUGCGGACGCCGCACAGGACCGUGCCGUUUACAGCAGGACUUGCGCCCUAAGUUUGGCCGCUGACAUUGACCUCUGUGGGGCGCGGGGUCGGCUUCCACGUUCACUGGGUCAAGCAAGCGCUUUUCCCGGAAGGCGUAUUGAUUGUUUCAGCUAACAUCACAGCCUCAGCCGUAUCCUCAGGAUGUCCCCGUAGAGGUGCCAUCGCCACCGUCGCUGGUGUUUCCAUCGCCGUUUCCCACGGCCGGGGCGCUCAGAUCCCAGGGCUCAGGUCCCCUCGAGUGCCUGACGUGAACGUGACGUUUUUAUGGCCGUGAGAAGAGGAAGGGCAACCCUUAGCUAAACCGUUUUCUUUCUUCCUUUCUCCUUUUCCUUUCCUUUCCUUUAUUUUUCUUUUAUUUUUCUUCUUUUGUCUAAACAGGCCGCUUGUGCACCGCUUUCUCUCCCAGCCCUGUGACUGGUCCGUCUUCACCCCUCCUCGGAAGGCCAUGCCUUUCCCACCUUGCGGGGUCCCUUGGUCUUGGGCAUGUGCUCAGUAGCAAUUUGUCUAAGAUAUUUUUUAAUUUAAAGCCGCCUUUCUGCCACUCAGAAGUACGAGCGCGUUCAUGCGGGGCCCUGAGGGGAGGCUGGGGUCGCGGCCGGCGAGGACGGUGCGCCCUCCGUCCCACCCUGGCGCCGGGGGACAGCAGCGCCUCCAUGGGGAGGCUGGGCGGGGCCCCGCCCGCCAGGUGCACGUGGGUGGAGCUUGCUUUGGAAGCCUGGGGGUCACUGGCAACCUGCAGCAGCAGCCCUGCCCUUUGUCACCUUCCCGACCGCUACCUACUACCCCCGACGCCUAGUUAGGUGAAAGGGCGGAGUGUGCAGAGUGCGCCCCCAUCGCGGAAGGAGCCGAGAGCGCGGAGGCCAGGCAGACAGUCCGGCUUGUGGGUUCAAAGGCUGGGAAAGGAGCCAGGACAGAAAGCCAGUCUUGGGCGGCGGCGGGACGGUCCGGUCUCCCGCUUCCACCCCCAGACCACGUAUCUUCAGAGCUAAAGCCGUGGGUCUGCGGGCUGGGAAAGGGUUGUGGGCAGUCGGAGGGGCGGGGGCCGCGAGGUCUGCGUCGGAGCGGCUAGGAGACCGAUGACGUCACAGAGCCCGCUCCAGAGGCAGAACUAGUGAGGCUCGGGAAACUAGCUCUGAGCUCUAGUUCAUUCCAGGACCCCCGACAGGAGCCAAGGGCCCCGGGGCACUCGGGAGUCAAGGUGACAGAUUCGCGUCAAGGUCUUUCUAGACGCAGUGUGAGGAAGACAGAAGAACACCCUGGACUGGCAAAGCCACCUGCUGAGCCCUGCUGCCACCAUGCCCAAGAGAAAGGCCAAAGGAGAUGCUAAAGGUGACAAAGUGAAGGUGAAACGUGAGCCACAGAGGAGAUCAGCACGGUUGUCUGCAAAACCUGCCCCUCCAAAACCAGAGCCUAAGCCUAGAAAGGCCCCUGCAAAGAAGGGGGAGAAGCUGCCCAAAGGAAGAAAGGGGAAAGCAGACGGUGGCAAGGAUGGGAAGGACCCUGCGAAAAGCCGAGCUGACGCCACAGCCCAGCCACAGAAAGCCGAAGGUGCCGGGGAUGCCAAGUGAAGUCGACCUUCGUGACAGCUCUGUACUUUGAGUGACUACUGUUUGAAAUACUAUUUUUAAAUCAAAUUUUAUGAAAAUGUAGGAUUUUUUCAAGUAAUGUUAGCACACAGGACACUUUGCUUUUGUCUUUUGUGGAAAGCGCAAAUGGCCACUAAUAGAAUGUCUCAGAAGCUGGAGUGAAAUGGGGGACCUAGGAUUUCCUGACCUUGGUUUUGAAGAUUACUCUUGGUUUCAUCCACAUGUUAGCCACUUUGGCUGAGAAGCUUUACAAUAUGGGGAAGCAAAACUCAUGUCAUCUCCUUUUCCUGCUGCCAUCAGCAUAUCCCUGACUUCCUGAAACCAAGAGUCAUGAUGUAGCCUUGGCACCCCUAAAAUCAGCUGCGUUGGGUAACAAUACUCAGGCUUUCUGGUGGUGGCAUCGAGAUGAUGUUGCUCAAAAGAGCCAAGAUUUCUGUUUGUGGUUGGUGGAUCCUCCCAUUGAGAAUCCUGUAGUUUUUAGUUUGUUUCCUCCACAUCAGUGAAAAGCUCUUACACGCCUCAUGUAAAAUGUCUACCACUUCUGAAAAAUUUUCCUAUUUAAUGCAGCAACAGAAGACUGUUGACUUUUUGAGAAGAGUUUAGAAGUUGUAAAAUGUUAUGGAUUGUUUCCCAUAUCCUGCUGAAAGUAACUAUUUUUAAAAAUAUCUUAUAAAGCUGGAUACAAAUUGGUAGUGGGGGAUCAUUUCCUACACAAACUCCUAAAGCUACUUUUUACUGCCUUGUAAAAGUUGUAUAGUUUUACUUUCACAUUUACUUUUAGUCUCCUCUGAACUGAUUUUUGUGAAAAGUAUGACAUAGAAGUUCAAUAUAAUAUAUUUUUUUUCUACAUGGAUACGUGGUUAUCCCAGCACUAUUUUCUGAAAAGUUCAUCCUUUCCUCACUGGUCAAGUCUCUCUCUCUCUCUCUCUCUCUCUCUCUCUCUCUCUCUCUCUCUCUCUGUGUUGAUGGUAUUUCUAUUCUGACUCACUGGUCAAUUUGUCUAACCUUGUGGCAGUGCUAUACAAUCCUGAGUACUACAACUUUAGAAAAUGGUCUUGAUAUCUCAAGACAAAUCCAACCACCACCUCCAACACCUCCACCAAAUUUCUCUUUCUUGGGAGUGUCUUGGUUGUUCUUAGCCAUUUGCUCUUCCAUUUAACUUCUAGAAUUAGACUGACAAGUUCUAAGUCAAACAAAUCAAAAAGUGUUGGAAUUUUUAUUGGAUUUAUAUUGAAUUUGUAAAUUACAAUGUUGAGUCUUUCAAUCCAUGGACAUGGUAUAACUCCCAUUUAUUUAGGAUUUUUAAAUGUCUUUUAAUAAAGUUUUAUAAUUUUCUC